Messenger RNA from Dujonia railenensis, 702 nucleotides. NCBI's taxonomy places the organism in Eukaryota, Fungi, Ascomycota, Pichiomycetes, Serinales, Debaryomycetaceae. The record is from the annotation of a GenBank genome assembly.
AUGGAUCCUUUCAAUGACGUGCUGCAAGAUGCCACAAGUCAACUUAACACUCUUCGACAAUUUUUGACGAAAUCUGUCACUCCAGACAGCAUAUUAGACUUUGAUAAUACGUAUUUAGAAAUUCAAGAAACGUUAGAGGAUUUACAAGGAGCAGUAGAUAUAUCAGAAUCCAACCCAGGUGCCUAUAAUUUGACAGAAAAUGAUAUAUCGGAGAGGAAACGAGUAGUGAGUCAAUUAAAAUCAGACUUAAAUACCGUAGUGAAGACGUGGCUGGACAUGAAGACGAAGCCUACCAACUUAAAGAGACAGAGAGAAAUAACUACCAUGUCAAACAGAAUAUCUCAAGAUACAUCGCAAAAUGAGAACCCGUUCAGCGACCAGAACAGACUUAACGAUGAGUUCCAACAGUUUCAGACUCAGGAAAUGACCCAGAACCAAGACAUGCAAUUAGACUCCAUUCACGAGACAAUGCACAAUUUAAAUCAGCAGGCAAUGAUGAUGGGCCAGGAAUUGGAGGAGCAGGGUUAUAUGUUGGAUGAUUUGGAUACUGAGAUGGAUGUUGUGGGAAGUAAGUUGCAACGAGGAUUGAAAAGAGUCAAUUAUGUUAUUGAGAAGAACAGAGAACGUGCCAGCGACUGCUGUAUAGUGUUGUUAGUUAUAGCGUUAUGUGUGUUGUUAGUUUUGUUACUAGUAGCGAGUUAA